Messenger RNA from Girardinichthys multiradiatus, 5312 nucleotides. It is a transcript of the gene scarb2a, whose product is annotated as scavenger receptor class B, member 2a. Gene Ontology annotation, molecular function: scavenger receptor activity. Gene Ontology annotation, biological process: receptor-mediated endocytosis; protein targeting to lysosome. The transcript is spliced from 13 exons. The record is from RefSeq and is a predicted model, not a curated record. Gene Ontology annotation, cellular component: cytoplasm; lysosome; membrane. Lineage: Eukaryota; Metazoa; Chordata; Actinopteri; Cyprinodontiformes; Goodeidae. The coding region runs from base 373 to 1965 and encodes 530 amino acids.
GAGGUGGAUCCUCGUUCUUCUACCUCCCGAAGUGCUGAGAGCCGCUAUUUCAUUUCACCUCCGUCUCCGAGCAGCUUGGUCCUCCUUCAUUUCAGGGGUUAAAUGGUGUUUAUUUUAUUUUAUUUUUUUUUAAAAGUGCCAACAAUUUCAAAAUCCUCAGCCGCACCGGGAGGACCGCACGCCGCAGCCAGCCCCGGUGAAGAGUGAAGUUUAAACCUGCAGCUGCUGCUCUGGAGACGGCGGACCCGAGCCUUCAAGAUCCCACACCUCAUAACCUCGAUUUUCUUUAAAUAUAUAUAUAAAUAUAUAUAUAUAUAUAUAUUAUAUUUUUAGUAGUUAUUGUCGACUUCAGUGAAGUUUGUUUUCGGCAUCAUGACUCGGAGAUCCUGUGCCAUUUACGCCACCGGCAUCGUCUGUGCUCACCUCCUGAUCGUGGGGAUCGCCCUGGUCGUGGCUCAAGUCUUCCAGACGAUGAUCCACAGCCGGCUAAAAAAGGAAAUUACCUUGACAGAGAAGAGCCAAGUGUUUGAGUCAUGGAAGAAUCCACCCCCACCUGUUUACAUGGAGUAUUACUUCUUCAAUGUUACCAAUCCUGAGGUGUUUUUGGCAGGAGGGAAGGCGUCUGUUCAGCAGGUCGGCCCUUAUACUUACAGGGAAUACAGGCCACGGGAAAACGUUACUUUCCUGGAGAACGGCACCAAGGUUUAUGCCCUGAACCCAAAAUCUUUUGUCUUUGUUCCUGAGAAGUCAGCUGGUGACCCCGAGGUUGACAUCAUCAGGACAGUCAACAUCCCAUAUGUGGCGGUGAUGAACGAGUUGGAAUCAUACACCUUUUUUCUGCGAACCAUGGUUUCCAUGUAUGUGAGCAGCCUGGGAGUCGACAUGUUCAUGACUCGCACUGUCCAUGAGAUUUUGUGGGGCUUCAAGGACCCUCUCCUGUCAAAGAUCCAUAAAAUGAAGCCAGAGGUGGACGAACACUUUGGGCUGAUGUGGAAGAAAAAUGGCACUCAUGAAGGAGAGUUCGUGUUCCACACCGGCGAGCAGAACUACUUAGAUUACGGCAAGAUCGACACCUGGAAUGGCCUGAGGGAAAUGUCAUGGUGGUCAUCCAACCAGAGCAACAUGAUCAACGGCACAGACGGCGCCGUCUUCCACCCGCUGAUCAACAGGGACGAGCUACUGUACAUCUUUGCCGCUGAUCUCUGCCGGUCUAUUCAUUUGGCGUAUGUGGAGGACGUGGAGGUGAAAGGAAUCCAGGCUUACCGCUUCGCACCCCCCAAUGAUGUCCUCAUGAACCCCAAGGAAAACCCCACUAACGCUGGCUUCUGCGUGCCGGCAGGAGAAUGCCUCGGCACCGGAGUGCUGAAAGUCAGCGUUUGUCGAGAAGGUGCUCCCAUCGUCGUGUCCUUCCCACACUUUUACCAGGCCGACCCUGCGUACAUCAACGCCGUCAAUGGACUUAACCCCAACAAGGAGGAGCACGAGACGUACCUGGACUUGCAGCCGACCACCGGGGUUCCCAUCCGUGCCUGCAAGAGAGCUCAGCUCAAUAUCAUUCUGAAGAGAGUCCCGGGCUUCCCCAAAACUAAGUUCAUCAACGAGACAAUUUUCCCCAUCAUGUUUGUCAACGAGACAGCAACCAUCGAUGACAACUCUGCGUCUCAGAUGAGGAUGCUGCUCCUGAUCGUCACUCUCGUGUCAAACUUCCCGGUGCUCAUCGUGGGGAUGGGCAUCAUACUGCUGCUGGUGCUUGUUGUGCUGUUCUUCAGAAAUCGCCAGAAGAAGAAUGAAGUAAAACGUAUUGAUUUUACUGAAGCUUUUCAUUCUUUUACUACGGCGAAAGACGACACUGCGUACACACAAGUCAGCGACAAACUGGACGACUCAUCGGAAAAGCCGGCCAGUCAGCCGAUGAAGAACGGCUCCUACAUUGCCAUGUCUCCAGUGGAGGCCCAGAAGUGUUGAUUGAAGACUCCCCUCCCCAGGCAUGGAGUUCAGGAGGGGUCUGGGGGAGCAGCACAGGGGGGUGUGGGAUGAUUCAUUACUGUGGGUGUGGGAGGACCGGGAACACCGUGCGACACAAACCCCAGAGAUUGUUGAGCCUACAAAGACAUUGAUCUUCUUCUUGAGCACUCUUCUGACUGUCUGUCCUCCUCUGCUCUACCUGCCGAACAUGGACUGCAACACAACCCAACCCCUAACACCUCCUCAAACUGGAAGGACCUUUUAAACUGGGAAGGGUGUUUAACCAGGAAUUUAAAAAGCUUUUUUCAUAAUUCUACUGAGGGAAAAUAAAAAACUUAUCGUAGAUGUUGCUGUUUCACACAGGUGCAUGAUCCUCUGAGCAGACCCCGCUGACGAAACUUCGUGUUUAGCAUUAACUCGAACAACACCGGGUGUUACAGUCGUAUUCUCUCAGAGUUGCGAGAGGAGAAAAACUUUAUGCCUUCAGAUUAAAAAAGCCCUUUCAAACCUGGAUCUGCAGGGGUAAAACCUGGUAUCAGAUGAGUUAAGUUUUGCUAACAAAAAUAAACUUUAGUCUAUUUUGUAAAAAAAAAACAAAAGCAGAAAAAUCAACUGAGCCUUUUAGUGCAGGUUAUACACACUGCAAUUCCAGUUUGAGUCAGUGAAUCUGUGUGUGCACCUUUAUUUCUCAAGAACUGCUGUUUUUCCUAAUGCAGACACAGUGGGGUAUGAAUGCUGAGAUACUCCUGAUUUUAACCCUUUUUUCCUCUUUACCUUUUUUCCCCUUAAACACUAUUUAAAGAGUGGAGAUAUUCAGAGAAAGUCCUCCUUGAUUUGAGGCAUCUUUGCUUUAAAACGAUUGAAAAGAUAUCUAGAAAUUAUCAGCAAAAAAGGAAGAAAAAACACCAACUUGACUUACAAGGGAGACUUGAACCUGCUUUCUGCCUUACCAGGGUUCAGCAUAUUGUACAUGUUCCGAUAAGCUGGAAACAUUUCUACUGUAAAUAGGUAAAGGGGAACUAACUGAGAUACCUCUGACCAAAUCCAGCUGGCAGUCCCGGGCGUGCUGAGAGACACUAACUUUACUUAAGUGUUGACACUUCACCUCGUCCUCACUGCUGCGUAUUAGAGGUAAAAAGCACAAUUUGGAUUGCGGGAAUCGUUUUGUUUUGUAUUUGCAGCUGAUCUGUCAGAGACACUGUCAGGUGCUGUGCUCGUUCAGACCAGGAUCCCGGUAUGCCGCUCGCCACUGUGCACUCAUUAAGUAUGCCAAGGAGCCACAGGCGUUCAGGCAAACUCAGCACACAGCACUUGAAUCACUGUUUGUCUUACGUCUUCCUUGUGUUUAACCUUCUGUGUCCGCCACAUUUGACUGGCCCCCUCUGGCGCGGGUAGGGAGUGAAUUUAAGGCCAUAAUACUGUCAACCUUAAAAUAAUUCCCUGCACUUUGCCUGGAAAUGGUGCCCGGCUGUUAAUUUGUUGUUAUUUGUCCUGACUGUUUCAAUUCAAGUGGUCCAUUUGUGUUUAGCACAUUUCGAAGGUUUGUCUGUGUUACCAGCUUUCAGACACCUGUUGAAGUGUCUCCUUUUUGAUGUUCUUGUUUUUUUUUUUUUUUGUAUUUGUUACUGCUGCUAAAAUUGCCAUAACCUAUGGACUCGUUUUUGUAUUCACCACCUUGUGCUCUCACUGGGUUGCUGGAGGCUUUCUUCUUUUGCCAAACCUUUUCAGGACCUGAGCACAAGACACAAAACCCAAAGCUUGCUACCAUCUCUCAGAUUAUCAAUAUUUCUAAACCUAUCAUACUAAAAUCACUCAUUUAUUGAACAGAAGAGGAUCUGAGCAUAUCAUAUGUAUCAUUUUGGGGGCUAUUGUUAAAAAUGGCUUUAAAGGGGUUGAGCCACUCUUGUAUUAUGAGGCACUCUUUCCAUUAUUUGUCUUUGCUUCUGCAACACAAAAUAAUCUUCAACUAAAAUGUAGAUUAGUUCUGAAUUGCAGUUUUUUUUACUGUGCAACAAAAUCCCCCCCAAAGACAUUUUAUAAGUAAGUUAUUUGUGUUAAGCUAAGAAUUUCAUAAUAAAUGCUCAAAAAGUUGUAUUUCUUUUACCUCUGAGCCAAAAGCCAAUGUGUGCAACAGUGUUGCGUUCUUCCCCUCAAUUUUAAUCCACUUACUUAUCAUCUUCUGUAUUGCAUCUCCAUGCAUGCAGCUGCCACCUUUUGCAUGCUCACAGUUCAUAGUUGUUCACCUUGCUUAACAUCCCUGAAAGACCUUAAUCCAGGGAGCUGAGUCAUCUUGUUCAAACACGCUGGCCCGAUACGCACUCCACUCCACUGACCCAUGCGUCUGGUCCUCCGAGCCCAUUAGCUCGUCCCUGCUCGACCAAAGAUAACCCCAAUCGAUCUUCUCGGGGCGCCGUGUUUGUUCUCUGUGAUAACUGCUGUGCCACUAAACCGCCACCGCCUAACUUUGAAAAGGAAGGGGAAAAAAAGAACAGAUUUGUGCGACCACUUAUCGUGAAGUAUUUGCAACAGUGUCGUGUGAACACACGUAUGAGUGUGUGCCUUUUUUCAUGAAGGCAAAGGAUUAAAACAAAAACAAUUGAUGGGUAUUGCUUUCUAUUUUAAACCUGGUGCAGAACAUAAAGUAAUCAGUGCUCUUUGAGAAGCAAAAACCUCAGUAUUAUGUAAGACAAAGCAAUACAGAGUUGCGUAAAAAAAAAAAAAGAAAAUCUUAACUAAUUGUGAAUGUUUUUUUUUAAAGGGGCCACGUGAAUUUAAGUUUUUCUAAAUUUCUGUAAGUUGUAUUAUUACUGUUUCUCUCUCUGUAGAGUGAUUUAGUUUUUCUUUUGUCCGCUUAUUUCAUUGUCGAUAAUUAAGUUUUUUAUUUGUGCUGAAAAUGUAAAAGUAAAGUGUAAAAGGCAGACCAGUUAGUGACCCAGUGCUGUAAGAGUCUGUGAGAGUGUUCAUGAGUGGUUAACAUUUCUGUCAAACUGGAGUGGUUCACUGGAAGGCUGAUUAUCUUGAUUGGGUGUAACGUGUUUAGAUGAAUGAAGCCCUCCUUCACUGAUUUAGUGCCAUACCAUUCUUCUGUUACUCUGAUCCCUUUGAUUUAUAAUGACCAGGUCUACCUGUUUUGAUAUUCUACCAGACCUUUCCUUUGAGAUUUACUAACUUGUUUUGCUGCUGAAAAUGACAAUCCCCCACCCUCUGUCAUGUUAGGUGCAAAAUGAUUUCAAAGUAAUAUCCAUUUUUAGUUUUGAUAAUUAACACUGCACAAAUGUUUAUACAGUGCUUUUGUAAACAUUUCUAGGGUAUUUGCAAAGUAAAUAAAAGAUGCAAAUAAGUGCAAA